Molecule: messenger RNA, 8616 nt
Organism: Bursaphelenchus xylophilus (pine wood nematode)
Lineage: Eukaryota; Metazoa; Nematoda; Chromadorea; Rhabditida; Aphelenchoididae
Source: the annotation of a GenBank genome assembly
AUGCCCCCGGGGUCCAUUUCCUCGACCCGUCUGGGCCAAUCGGAACGGCCCAACAACUGUGCGGUCUCUGCGCCUUCUCUCGGCUUUCCACUUCCCUACGCGCUUGCCCAAGGGCAGCUCUCUCUCUCUCGAAUCAUUGUGUCGCAAUUACCCCACAUUUUAUAUCCCACGGAUCCGCCGACUUUUGGAGUGUUUUUUGUACGACGUUAAACGCUCUGUUUUUUAUUGUUUGCAUUGUAUUUACAUGUUCAGCCGGUUUUUCUGCACGCUAAGAUCGAUUUCUUCUCACUUGAGGAGGGUUUUGGGAUGCCUAUUUACUAGAUUUUGCAAGUAGAAGUUUAGGAAUUGUGAUGAUUUUCGAAGAAAGUCAUCAAAAUUCGAUCCUCGCCAUUAUCUCUGGCCAUCUCUCCUAAUUUUUCACAAUCUUUCGCAUGAAAAUCCCUUUUUUUUCAGUGCUUUCUGUAAAGAGCCAGGAAAACCAUUUUUUAUCAGAACGAUUUGAAAAAAACUUCGACUAACCCUUGAACUUUAGCGCCCCUUCUCUUGUUUACAUCCCAAAUUAUCUCCCCAUUCCCAGUCUUUUUGCCAUUUUUAUUGCCAGAGACGUCCAAACCUCAGAUUAUCAUCUCAAAAGCCCCUAAAUUCCGAAACGGAUGCUUUGUUUUGAGCAUUAAACGUAUUGAACUUUUAUAGUGCGGCCGUAAACCGAGGGGUGAGUUUCGGGUGAAUCUCGGGACAAACAACUCUCCCCCCGAAGGGCACACAGAUUUUGGGAUUUAUUUCUCAAAACUUUUGGGGCCGGAUUUGCGCAGUUUACGACUAAUUUUUGCGAUUCGGACAGCUUUGUAUUUGACGGUCUGCGAGUCAAGGAAUAAUAAAUGAAUCAUCAGACCUUCCUGAAUCAAUCCCUUUCGCCCGUUCUUUUUCGGAAACAAUCGAAAUGAAUUUAGAUCUCUCGACGUACAGAAAGCAUUGAUUUUAUGAUCUUUUAGUCUCCAAUUCCCUAUUCCGCAAGGUCGCUGAAUAGCUUUUGGGGGAAAAAUUGCUGAAUUUUUGAAGCAAAAAAUGAAAACCUUUUUUUUCUUGCCAGAUUUACCUGCAGUGAAGGACCCGAUCCAGUGGCAAAAAACGUAAAAUUUUGUAUCCGGGAAGCAUCAAAAAUGUGGCAAAAUUCUUCCCUCUCCAAGCGAAAAAACUUCGUUUUGAAAGCCGAGUUUUUUCACCGGGAGAGGGAAGUAUUUUGCCACAUUUUUGAUACUUCGGAUGCAAAAUUUUACGUUUUUUGACACUGGAUCAGGUCCCCUACUGUAUGAUCUUAACGGUUGUCUGGAAACUCGAAAGUCCAGUUUGAUUAUUAAAGGUCUUCUUUCGACCGCAAGUUAUUAUGACCCGCGGUCCGAAAGCGGUUGGAACCCGUUCGAAACACGCGAUGAUCGAUGGCCGCGCUUUUUCGUAAUAUUUCCCAGUAAAAUCGUCUCUAUUUUUCAGCGUGGAGUCUCCUAAAGAGCAAAACGGUGUGCCUCCUUGAACUUGGGACCUUUCUGUUCGUUCAGGUCUUCGACUUGGUUCCCAUUUCGAUUUGAAUCAAUCUUGUAGAUAACAAUCCUGUUCAUCUACAAGAUCGAGUGCAAUUUGGCACUGCCUUCAGCUUCAACCCCGAACGGUCUGACCUCUUGGUCAGAAGCCCCCCGGAGCCGGCCGCCACAACGGCGACAUCUGUGCAACGCGUCGCGCCGCUGCAGGCGCACCAGCCGGCUGUCGUCGCGACCUCCUUCGACGCCGCCAACAACAACGAAAAGACGGACGAGAAGCGGAAAGAACACGACGAGCCCGACGAUCCCGCCGAUCUUGCUGACGACCCGAAGAGCGUGUUCUCCAAGACGGACCAGCGCGGCGACCAACGCGCACCGGACGAACGGGUAGGCGAAGAUCUUCUCGCGGGCGACAGCGCCAACGAAGACAAGGAGCAGAUCGCGCCGCACGUCGGCCCCACAUCCGCAACCACGGCAACUCAGGUCGCCUCCCAACCGGCAGCAAUUACGACGUCAUCGAGCACGGUGGUGUCGCCGGCGGCCGUCCAGGCCAGCCCUCCGCCGGCCUCGCCCACCGCCCCCACUCCGCCCACUCAGGCAGCUCCACCAUGCACAACCAGCUCGACCACGGCCCCAACACUGACUACCACACAGUCUACCUCGUCGACUGGAUCCAGUCAGCAGUCGGGCAAUGAUCGACAUCAUCAGCCGGCCGUGCAUUCGCAGAUACCCCAUAGAAGUGGGGGUGGAGAAGGUGCACAUCACAAAUUUGAUGUCCGAGGAAUCCCAAGGUGAGCUAGACUCUCCUUUUCGAUCGUAUUCAACCCAAAAGAAGCCAAAUUACGCAUCAAAAACUUGUUUUCUUGUCCCCAAAAAUUGAACAGAAUGCCACAAAAAUUUGGCAUUUAUUUUUUUCGCUUCGGGACGCGCUUCCGUGCAUCAUGAAGCUAUAAAAAAUUAUUUUCCCCCCUCGAUUUCCGAUCGUUUUCCGCUUGUAAUGAACAAAGUCGAUGUGCGUCCGCUGAAAAUGUACGUCUGAGUUUGUAAAAAUGUUUAUGACGGCGUAUAAUAGGUAAAAGAGAGCUUUUUCAUUUCGAAUUUCCAUUUUUAUAGCCAAUUUCGGUCUGAUUCGAUUCUUAUCUGAUCGAGAGAAUUUUUCAGCGCUUCACAAUCGUCACACCAUCAUCAUCACCAUCAUCAUGGAGCGGCGAGCGGACCAAAUUCGUCUUCCAAAGGCAUGAGUUCGUCGUCCUCGUCUUCCAGAAUGAUGUCCUCCCGGUCGCGGGCAGCGGAUGAGCCACACAUUGGGCGUUAUCGGCUUCUCAAAACAAUUGGCAAAGGAAAUUUUGCGAAAGUAAGUUGACUUUUUAUUUUUGUGUUUUUUGCUUUUAGAAGGUGUUAUUCAUCCGCAGACGAGAUGUAAUUAAAAUAAGCUCAAAAAAUUAGAGAAAAUAAGAUCUCAAUCAGUCAAAAGUGGGCCAAACUUUCUGUUACUGAUUCUACAAAUUUCAGGUAAAGCUAGCACGUCAUAUUCCAACGGGGAUUGAUGUUGCGAUCAAAAUUAUCGACAAAACUGCCCUAAACCCCUCGAGUCUUCAAAAACUCUUCCGUGAGGUGCGAAUAAUGAAACAGUUGGAUCAUCCCAACAUUGUAAAGCUCUACCAAGUCAUGGAGACUGACCAGACUCUGUAUUUGGUUAUGGAAUACGCCUCCGGCGGAGAAGUUUUCGACUACCUUGUUGCACAUGGCCGAAUGAAGGAGAAGGAGGCUCGAGCAAAGUUCCGACAGAUUGUUUCGGCUGUGCAGUACCUGCACUCAAAGAACAUCAUUCAUCGUGAUCUGAAAGCCGAGAAUUUGCUGUUGGAUGCGGACAUGAACAUCAAGAUUGCCGAUUUUGGGUUCAGCAAUCAGUUCAGUGCGGGUAAGUUGGAUUUUGUUGAUUUUUUUCGGUUUUUAGGGUUUUUGCUUCGGCUCUCAGAUUUUGAUGAGGUUUGGGGCGAGACUAGAAGUUGUUAAGCGUACCAAUAGAAUAUUUUUUCGUUGAGUUUUGAGGCUUUGAUACCUAAAAAGUUUAUUUUUCCCGUUUUGUCGUUGGCAGCUGCCAAGAAUGUCCCUUAAUUUUUAGACUUCAUCUUAGAAGUGUUGCAAAGAUUUGUACUAAAUUUAACAGAUGGUCGAGCUCUAGUUUUUUCAAAGCACUUUAAUUUAUCUUAUCGGUCCCAGCAGCUAAAACAAUAUAAUUUCUGGUUUUAGGUACAAAAUUAGACACAUUUUGCGGCAGCCCUCCCUACGCGGCCCCUGAAUUGUUCCAAGGAAAGAAGUACGAUGGUCCCGAAGUUGAUGUCUGGUCAUUAGGCGUUAUUUUGUACACCUUGGUCUCCGGAUCUCUUCCAUUCGACGGCCAGAAUUUGAAGGUUUGUUUUUUUUUAACUAAUUAGAAUGUUUUUUGUUAUAUUUAUGGCCUAUGAAGUCUUUGCUAAUCUUCACCAUUUCAGGAGCUUCGUGAACGAGUUCUUCGUGGCAAAUAUCGAAUCCCCUUCUACAUGUCGACGGAUUGCGAGAACUUGCUCAAGAAAUUCUUGGUUCUGAAUCCGGCACGCCGUGGUACCCUCGAGCAAAUCAUGCGGGAUAGGUCCGGGUUUGGUUUUACUCCUCAUUUUCUCGAUGUAACUUGGCACACAGUGGUGGUUGUCAUUUUUGGUUCGUAAUUUGGGUCAUAAUCGGCGUCUUUGAAAAAAUUUUAAAAAAUUUUGUACUUUUUUGAUUUUUUUUCAAUAUUUGAAUUCAAGACGGAGUUUAUGACUUCAAUAAGCACUGGUUCCAUUAUCUUUUUGGUGAAGGCAAAAUUUUUAUAUUAUCCAUGACGACCUACUGUACCUUCGAAAAAUCGGAUUUGUAAAGUUUUUUUUGCAGAUGGAUGAAUAUGGGAUAUGAAGACGACGAAUUGAAGCCCUACAUUGAGCCAACCAAGGACCAGCGCGAUGAGAAGAUCAUCCAAGUCUUGAAGAGUUUGGGGUACAGCUCGCAGACCAUCAACGACGCCCUGGACCGAGAGCGAUUCGAGGAAGUUCAUGCCACAUAUCUAAUGCUGAAGGCUUCCAAACAAGACCUCGAGACUCCGCUGCCCGGCACCGUUCCCCAAAACCAACAAGGAGUGGACUCGAAUCCGCUAAGCCAAAGCAGCGGCGGAAAUUCGGCCCAAUCCAAGUACCAAAACCGCUCAUAUUCGGCCCAAGUCCAGUCGAAACAGGCCCGACGACAGUCACACGCAGAAGGAGCGACCUCCGGCAACCAACCAACCUUCCAUGUCCCCAAUCCGAUCCCUGGCCAAAGGCUGGGAGGUGUGCCGGCAGCUGUAGCCCCAAGUGCCAUUGCGCCGGCCGGAGUUGUCUUGCGGAAUGCCCCGUUCAGUGCGGGAAGAGCGCCGGCUUUGUCGGUGCAGACUCCACAUUCAGGUAGGAGAUUGAUAAAAAAAAUUGGGGAUUUUUAAUAAUUUUUUUUGCCAAUUGCAGGGGGAUCGCUGAAUAGCUUUUGGGGGAAAAAUUGCUGAAUUUUUGAAGCAAAAAAUGAAAACCUUUUUUUUUCUUGCCAGAUUCGUUUACCUACAGUGAAGGAGCCGAUCCAGUGGCAAAAAACGCAUGAUUUUACAUCCGUGAAGUAUCAAAAAUGUGGCAAAAUGCCUCCCUCUCAGACUUGAAAAUCCCCUUUUUGACGGGCGCGCCCUUUCCCUCACAAAAAAAAGAAUGGGCGCGCUUUUGAAAUUUGAGUUUUUUUCACUUGGAGAGGGAAGCAUUUUGCCAUAUUUUUGAUGCUUCCCGGAUGCAAAAUGGUACGUUUUUUGCCACUGGAUCAGGUCCCCACUGUAGCCCCUCUUACCAUUUUUUGGACAUCAAUUUGGACUUUUUUCUCUUAUACGACCGUUUACUUUGCUAUAUGUAACAUUAUUUUUUUUCGAAAAAAUUAAUAAAAUUAUUAUAGGUUAUCAUCCCGUCCCAGCGCCCAGCCAACGCCCCAGCGCCGGCCACACGAUCAACGCAUCGGCGGCGCGCAAGGGCUCGGCCCCAGGCCGUGUCCCCAUGAACAAGGGAAUGCAAUUUGUCCGCCCCGCUGAAACCAACUCGAAUGGAUCGAGCUCGGCCCGCACCACCAACUGGUUCCCGAUGAAUCAACUUCGCGACGCUCUACCGAAUCAAGUCCCAAACUCGGCGAAGCUGGCCGCAAAAGCCAAUCAGAUUCAACAGAAUCCGCCGGCGACAAUACCGUCGGUGAAUGUGGCUGCUCUGCAGGUAAGAAGGGGAUAAUUUUGAGGGAUCUUACAGUCGACAGGGUAAGACGGGACAGAAGAGUUUUUUUUUGGCAAUUUUCCGACCUUAAAAUAUAUGUUUUUUUACUUAUUUCUUACCGAAAUUUCUUUCCGCGCAGAUGGCAUGUAAUUUGCAGAAGUCGGGCUCGGUCUCACACGCCCCUCGUGAGCCCUCCAUCAAGGAAGACGAGGACGAACAGUCCGAAUCCACAACUGGAGGCAACACCACCUCUUCCAACUCAACUUUGCCCAUCAUUGGAGGUCAUCCCGGCUCCACCACACCCCAUCCGCCAGCAGAUCCGGACUCGGUUCAGUUAUCACCGAAUCACUCCAGUCAGGAGCGAUCGGUGACCCCAUUGGCCCCGCAAAUCAACGAGCCAAAUUCUCAGCAGAAUCGAGCGGGUAAGUGGGAUUGGGGAUUGAAAUUAGAUUUUUUUAAUUUUGAUGGCAAUUGUAAGGUGCUUUUGAUGUUUUGAGAGGUUUACAAGGUACUAAAGGGCUUUUCAAAAUAUAAUUUUUGGGAUUUUACCCCUUUGGUGUAAAGUAUUAUUCAUUCUUUGCAGUUUCAGGACUCCAUCAGAGCCCUUCGAUGCCCCCGCAAAUGCUGAAGACCCUAUCUCAGCAGGAGGAGCCCAAAAUGACGAAAAGUGUAACGCACGGAGGCCCAGGCCCCCAAAACGCAACGGCGAUCUCAGUUCAACCGGCGUCCGGAGCCUCGAAUUUCCCCCGAAACUCGAGGAAUCGGCAGACCUUUCACGGCAAAACCGAACAUAAUAGAGGAAGCCACGACGAGGAGGAGUCGGACGUAGAAGCCCCGAACCCCACCGUCCCACAAACCGCUCAAGCAAAUCAACGCGGGUUUUUUCUGAGCAAGCUGACCAAAUUGACGAAACGGUAAGAAAAGAAUUUUUUUUUUUUUGAAUUUUUUAUUGGGUGGGAGGUUAGUUGAGGACUAAAAAAUAGAAUGGAAUUUAAAAUUUUUGGGGAUUCUUUGCUUUUUUUUGCUUACUGGGAGCUGAUCCAGUGGCAAAAAACAUACCAUUCUGCAUCCGGGAAGUAUCAAAAAUGUGGCAAAAAGCUUCCCUCUCCAAGCGAAAAAACUCCGAUUUUUGUGAGGAAAAGGCGCGCCCUUCAAAACGAAGUUUUUUCACUUGGAGAGGGAAGCAUUUUCCCACAUUUUUUGAUACUUCCCAGAUGCAAAAUGUCACGUUUUUUGCCACUGGAUCAGGUCCGUCAAACUGUAAUUUGACGGCGAAAAUUAUGCUCUCAAAUUUCAGUAACACCACCGAUGGCCCCACCCAGCCCAGCAAAGGCGUCGGCCGGAGCGGAACGAUUGGCCCAUCGGCCGGAGCGGCCUUGGCUCAGCUGCAACAACAGGCCCAACACCAAGACCCGACCACGAUAAAUUCGGCAACAGUGGGAAGCGCUGGAACCGGCACUAUGCCAACCACCCCUCCAGGAUUUGCAUCCGCCCCGAGCACUCCGAACGCCCAACCCGGAGCCGAUAAUGAGGUGAAACCGAGGUCGUUGCGAUUCACAUGGAGCAUGAAGACUACAAGUUCAUUGCCACCGGAUGUCAUAAUGAAGUAAGUAUGGGAUUUUUGAGAGAGAAUUGGGCAUUUGGAGGGAUUUUAUGGAGUGGGGUUUUUAAACCAAAAUUUAUGUUACUUUAGGUGAUUUUGGCUAAAUUAAGGUCGAAAAUUGCGGGUUUCGGUCGGUUCUGGACUUUAGAUGGCUGUAUCUGAUAGUUCAGUAAGAAAUAGAAGGAUUUUUUAGGUAAUAGGACAGUAGACAUGUUCUUUUAAAGAUUAGAAAGCUGGAAUUUUUUUUUUUGAUUUAUUUUUGACCAUGAUAUAUAUAAUUUGUUUUCAGAGAGAUCAAGAAAGUGCUGGACGCGAACAAAUGUGACUACGAACAAAGAGAGCGCUACUUGUUGCUCUGCGUACACGGCGACCCCAACUCGGACUCACUGGUACAAUGGGAAAUGGAGGUAAGCGCCGGUUUAAUCGGAUUUGAGACGAAAGGAAAUCAGAUUUGUCUGGGAAAACAAUGGACAAAGAGAGGGGAGAAAGUAAUGUAAAAAAAAUUGAGACGGAAAAGGAAUUUUUGCGGAGUUGGACGAUUGGGGAAACCGAAAAGUAUUAUUUUUCUUCGAUGCAAGUGUGAAAUUAGGAUAAUCGAGGUGCUGAUUUCGAAAAUGACAUUAAUUUUUUUUUUGGUCUUUACUUUUUUCCUUAAGUAGUACUGAAAAGCAGUAUUUUUUUUUUUAUUUUUUUCACAAAUACUCGAUUUCCGAUUUUUCGAUGGUUCUGAUUUCGAAAAUCUUAUUCAUUUUCUCGAUUUGAAAGCAGCACCAUCGAAAACCCCCAAAUCGAGUAUUCAUGAAAAAAAUUCAAAAAAUUACUACUUUACAGUACUACGUAAGGAAAAAAGUAAAGAUAAAAAAAAUGAAUGUCAUUUUCAAAAUCAGCACCCUCGAUUAUCCUAACUUCGGCACUUUCAUCAAAGAAAAAUAAUACUUUUUGGUUUCUCCAAUCGUCGCAGUUCCGGAUUUUUGAAAUUUUUUUUUAAAAUUUUUUUAUUAAAAGUGGUCUUGACGAAAGUCGACGCAACUUUUGAAUGGACCCUGGUGGAUUUUACUUUGUAUUCUGACUUUGCUCUUUCCAGAUCUGCAAGCUGCCGCGUCUGUCGUUGAACGGCGUGCGCUUCAAGCGAAUCUCCGGCACCUCGAUCGGCUUCAAGAACAUUGCCUCGAAGAUUGCGCAAGAGCUGAACCUGUAA